UGUGACCGACCCGCCCUGUCAUACUACCUUCUUCUAGAUAAAAUGUAAAGACUGCCAAAUGCAGCAAGUCUCCAUUGUGGAAGGAUCACAGUUUACUGUUUGCCAUCAGAGAGUUAAACAUUAGCUGAGAACCAGCCAUGGACCCAAACUAUGCAAUGGCAAAGUUUGGAUUACAGUCCAAGGAUAUCCUCAAAUCUAAGAACAGAGGUUGCUGGUAUUAUACCAAAUAUUUCUUCUUUUUUUUAUCUAUAAUCCAGUUCCUGAUUAUCCUUGGUCUGGUUCUGUUCAUGCUGUAUGGAAAUGCCCAUGUUGGCACAGAACAAAGGCUUAUGAGUGUAGAGAAUCGCUACAAAAACUUGACAACUGAUUACAACUGGUUGAUGGGCAAUUUUUCUCAGAUGAAAGGUAAAGUCGCCAGCCUAGAGAAGGAAAAUAACAACUGCUCAAACCUAUUAACUACAGCACUGAAACAACUGCACAACAAAACAAUUGGGAGACCUGUACUACACAUGCCUCCAUCUCCAGCGAUCUGUAAUGUCUACCAAAUUGCUCUAGACCGAUGUAACACAACUUACAUAAUUGAAACACUUCAAUUAAAGCAUACAAUCUUGAUACUUCAGAGGGAUCUUGACCGGUUAAAAGAGAACUCGGGCCAGACAAUUAGCACUCUUACCAACAAAGUCACCGUACUCACUUCUGAGAAGGAAAAGCUCCAGAACAUGAAGGAGGACCUGGAAACUCAUGCUAAACUAUCAAAUGCUGUGUGUACUAAUAUCAAUCAGAGGUUUGACAUGGAGCUAGAGCGUAUGAAAAAUCGCUUUGAUGGUAUGAUCAGCAGCCAUGAACCCUUCCAUGUUUCUAAAUGCUGGACUAUAAAUGGAGAAAUUAAAAACAAUAUAGACCAAACAAUAAACAGGCUGAAGCAAGAUGUGAACAAUGUCAUGUUUGAGAACAGCCAGCUGAAGACAGACAAUGCACGCGUGAGCGAUAAUUUUCAGAAAUGCAGCCAAGAAAAGAUGGUUAUCACUUCAGAGAAAAAUAAUCUGUCCAUAGAAAAGGGAGGACUGGAAAAGCAGUUGACUGAAAAAAAGGAAGAACUUUCCACGACUUACUCAAAGUAUAUGAAAAAGGAAGAAGAACUAGAAAAUUGCCGUAAGGUGCAGAUUGGGGGACGCGUGACUGGUGGGCUAUUUCCACGGUCUUAAAAAUAGAAGUUUAAAAGAUGCAAAGAAAGAAAUGAUGUUAAUUCAAAUGAAGAUGCUUGUGACCCACACUAGCAGUUUUUGUAAUUGCAGAAGAUGAAUGCUAAUAUUACUAAAUUUACCAGUAAAUAUGCAGCCACAUUGAUCAUGCAGAAUAAAACUAAUCAACCCUGAAAAAAGUUACACACUGGAAACUAAAACUGUUGUUUGGGAUUGAAAAAGAUGAGAAAUGUUUUCUAAUUAUUAUGCUUAUUUUCUUUAUAAAACAAUACAAUCUUUUCAAUACAUAUAAGCCAAUUAUACUUUUACUAAUGCAUUAUUGGAGAUGAGCAUAUUCUGUACAGUAUGUUGAAUAUAACAUGCACAUAAUCAGAAGUCUUGCCUGUACUAGACAAUGGACUCUAUGGGCUGCAGACCUCCAAACAUUAUCUGUUGUCUUACUGUAUCAUUUCAAGAUGUAGGGGGGUAGUUAUCAAAACUGGUGUAGAAGAAAACUGGCUUUAGAGGCCAUACCAACGAAUCAGAUUGAUCCUUUCAUUUUUCAAGGUAGCUCUGAAAAAUGAAAGGUGGAAUCUGAUUGGUUCCUAUGGGCCACUAAGCCAGUUUCCUUUACACCACAUCUCCCCUAUUGUCAUACAGAAUGAGAGAAAUAAUUUACUAUUUCUAGCUUAAAUAACAGCAAAUCAAGCGUGUCCUCUUUUGUGAGUUUGUUAAAAUUUAUGUGACGGCUUAAAGGCUAUGGACACCUGUAGGGUGUUUUUUAAUUGCAUGGGCUGUAUAAUAGAGAUACAAAUAUAUUUGUAAUUGUUUUCAUUACCAUUUUGUUUGAUUUAUCUUAACCUUAUCUUAACCUUCUCUUAACAUCCUGAGGACUCAUUAAAGGAAUUUUCCAGGACUUUCAUUUUGAUGACCUGUCCUUAGCAUAGGUCAUCAAUAUUAGAUUGGUGGGGUCCAACACUGUGCACGGCCACCGAUCAGUCGCUAGCAGGAGCCAGAGCCACUAACACAGUGUGUGAGCCAGAAGCAGACAGCUUCAUACAUUGUAUAGUUGCCAUGCUGAGUUACAGCACCUCAGCUUUCAUUUACCAGCCAGUGGCUGCAUCUCCUGAUAGCUGCUGAUGUGUUAGACUCCCACUGAUCUAAAACUGAUGACCCAUCCUAAGAAAAGGUAACCAAUACUGAAGUCUUGGAAUAUCCCUUCAAGCUGACAUCCCUUUUGAUCUAAGUUUAUUUUAUUUGAGUCUAAAAAUGUCAGCUUCAUUUGAAGACAGCAUGGCUACGGGCUGCAGACUGAGACGCUUUGUCUGACAGAUUUCACACUGAGCAUGACUGAGCAGCCUGAAAUGUAUGAGAAUAUAUGUAGGCUGCAUAAGACACCACAAACUUAAGCAACUCUAUGGCUACACAGUUGUACUUGUCUGCCAUUCACUGCGCUUUUCAAUGGGGUUGAGGCUUUGGGAUUCUGGCAGGAGAUUUUCCUGGACAUGUGCCGACAGUAUACAACAAACCUAGCCGAAUAGUUUAAAGAAAUAUGACACUGUAAUAGAAAAAACUUAACACAUGUCAUUCAUACAGUGGUAAGACACUUUUUAACUAUGUAGACCAGGGAUGCUCAACCUUCCAGAUGUUGUAAAACUACAACUCCCAUAAUGCCCUCCUGUAGGCUGAUAGAUGUAGGCUGUCUGGGCAAGCUGGGAGUUGUAGUUUUGCAACAGUUGGAGGGCCAGAGGUUGGGCAUCCAUGAUGUAGACAUACAUCUGUUUGUGCUUGUCUAUACUUUACUGUUAUUAUUUUCUGGUAUGAACCUAGCCUUAUAAAGACAGCGUACCACAAGCAAAUACUCAAACAACAUUGGUUCAUUGAAGCAAAACUGGAGAAUAUUAUCUUAUUGACAGAAGAGGGAUUGCGGGUAGCAGACAGGACCAAAUCACUGCUUUUUCUUUGCGCUACCUAAUCAACUAUUAUUAUUAUUGUAAAUUAUUGUAGUGAACACCCUUCAUUGCACAAAAAGUUGAUUGUUUCUUGCAACAUACAAUGGAGAUGAAGUUGUUGCAUGUGGAUAAUAGGAGUUGUCCCACCAUAACAACUUAUCACCUAUCUACAUUAUAGGUGAAAAGUAUUUGGUAGCUCAGCGACUGAUCACUGGGAGCUGCAAGAACUACAGUAUGAAUAUGGGGGACCCCCAGUUCUCCAUUUGAAGAGAGCGCUGGUCAAAUGUACACAUCACCACAGGCUCUAACUGUUAAUGGGACUUAGCUACCUCUGUUAGGCCUAGUGACAGUAAAUGGUGUAGUAGUGCACAUGCGUAACUCAGGAACCCUAUUCUUUUCAUCAGAGGGUAUCUCAGUGAUUGGACACACAGCGAUCAUAUCACCUAUCCUGUGGAUGAUAAAUUGUUAUGGUGGGACAACCACUGUAACCUUAAUCCUUUCCUGACGCAGUCUUUUUGUUUUUUUUCAUCUUUUAUUUCUACUCGGUGUCUUUCAGAAGCCAUAACAUUUUUAUUUUAAUAUUGUAUAUGAUGUAGUGGGAUGCUUUUCACAAAAUUCCCUAUAAAGUAAAACCAAUAUGUUAACUUCAUUCUGCGGGUCAAUAUGAUCACAGUGUUACCAGAUUUAUACAAUUUCUCUUGUGUUUUCAGACUUAAAUAAAAAUUUUGGAAAAAAAAACCCAUUUUUUUAUUGUAUCGUCAUAUUCUAACCCCCCACAACAUUUUAUAUUUACAUCAAUGGAGCUCAAUGUUUGUAGGAUGAGCUGUAUUGAUACCAUUUUGUGAUGUGUAUGACUUUAUGAUCACUUUUUAUGAAUUUUUUGGGGAAGCUAGAGACCAAAAAAUGGUAAAUUGACCACCCUUCAAAAAACGAAUCCUCACACUGCUCCAUAGAUGUAACCAUAAAAUAGUUAUAGGGGUCAGAAUACGGCAAAGUUUUUAUUUUUUAUGUAUUAAAACAAACUAACAACGAUAUAAAUGUAGCAUUUCAGUAAUAGUACUGACCAGGAGAAUGAGGGUCACAUUUACCACAUAGAGAAUGCCAUAAAAACUAUACCCAUUUGGAAUUUUUUUCCAGCUUCCCAUUAUAUCAUAUGCAGUAUCAAAUGUGCCAUUAGAAAGUACAACUUUUCCUCAAAAAAACAAGCCUUUAUACGUCUAUGUGAAUAGAAAAAAAAAUGUAUUGCUUUGGGAAGGCCAAAAAUGCAAAAAUGGAAAGGUCCUGAAGGGGUUAAUAGUUUAGGCGUUUUAGGAUGCAGCAAUACCAACAAUCUUUAUAUUUUUGUAUUGCUUAUUUUUAUUAGUAUUAUGAGGAAAGGGGAAUUUGAACUUUUAUAUAUUGUUGGCUUUCUAUAUUUUUCAUAACUUUAUUUUUCAUAACUUUUUUUCAUUUUUUUUACAUUUAUGUUUAAUCCUCCUAGGGUACCUAGGGUGCAUUUCCUGCAAAAUGUUGUUUCUUCCCACUGAUCCUCCUCCUGGCAGUCUGUGUUCUCAUUGUCCUGAUAGGACUUCAUGAUAUCACUUGUCCAUGUGACCCCUGUUUUCAGAUUUCAAACAUCAAAACACUUAUUUGAUUAAAUUAAUUAUGUUUAAUUUCCUAAUAUAAAGGGGCUUAUAGAAUAGCCAACAUAGAUCUAUGCAUUUGCUGGUUGUUUCAUUCUUCUGCUAAGUGUAACCCAUGUGACUUGAUAUGGUGAUCACUGUGAUGUCAAAAGGUCCUUGAAGCUUAGUGAUUCUAAACGUUAUAUGCUUAUGUGGAGGAGGACAAAGUGGGGGUUGUAAUGGGAGGAAUGAAGAGCAGCGGAGGAGAUACAGCAGAUGACAAUCUUACUUCAGACUCAGCUUGUAGUUUCUAUCUGCACUGGAAGGAGAGAAACUGGCUUCCUAGGGAACACAUAAAUAUAAGGACAGAAUAGUUAGUCAUAUCUAAGUCAGAUGAGAUGAGAAUUCCUAUAUAAACAAAAUAUCUAAAAUGUUGCUUUAUUAGUAAAGGAGGUGAAUAUCUAUUUAAAAUGCAAGUUUAAAAAUAAACAUGGGAGUGGUUCUUUAACAUGAGAUUGACUGAUGACUUCUACCAUAAAAUGCAAUGAUUCACUGUUGCAGUCUAUGGGAGAAUCAGUGCGUUCUUAUCAACUCGUGCCACAGGUAAGGCUUCACGGGGGCCUUUGCUAUAGCAGACUUUGGAGCAUUCAGAAGGCUCUAGGCUGCCAUAGCAACUGAACGUCUCCUGCAAGCUGCAGAAUUAGCCAUUGGGUCACCAUGAGCUCCCGGUAAAUGACCACUCAGAUGCCAUUUUUGCAAAUGACCAUGGCAGAGUUGUCUCCGAUCACAGACUCUGCCAACAGGUGUCAGCAGGCACCCGGUGGUUAUGUUCUCCGCUUAGCACCAUCUUUAGAAACUCGACAUACGCUGUGAAUGUUCUGCUUAGAAAAUGCAUUGAAAACUGACAUUAGUCCUGCACUGUGUGAAGAAGGCUUAUCUGCAAGUUAAACAUGUAAUGCGCUUCUGUAUAAAGUAUAUAUACAUCAUAGCAUAGUUUAUAUGAUAUUUUUAAGGAAAACAAAAAGCACAAGUGUACUCUGAGUGAACCUACUUACAGGGGUAGACCCACAAAUGACAUUCAUCACCUAUCCACAGCAUACUAUAUGUGAUGACUGUAUGAUUAUCGGGGGUCUGGUUGCUGGGACUACGACUAAUCUACUGCUCUAUUGACACAGACUAUUGAGGGACCCCUGUUCUUAUGAUGGUGUUUGUCCUCAGUAUCCUGUGAAUAGGUGAUUAAUGUAACUCGUUGGUCUACCCCUCCUUUAACCUGGUAUAAUACUACAGUACAUCUAACGAAGGUUACUGUUUUCUGUUAAGUCAUCUUCCCUUUCUGCCAAGAACUUUCCUGUAUAUUUCUUAGAAACAUGUACUGUGAUUAAUACAUUCCUUAUUACAGGAAACCUCUGCCGUUGGCCUUCGUGUGCCACGGCUGUUUUUUUAACAGGCGACAUAAAUACAUGCACAUUGUUCUUUUUUGUAAAUAUUUCUUUGCUUUUCCGGAUAUGGAGAAUAAAUGUUCAAGUUAUUGCUGUCA
Molecule: messenger RNA, 6271 nt
Organism: Bufo gargarizans (Asiatic toad)
Lineage: Eukaryota; Metazoa; Chordata; Amphibia; Anura; Bufonidae
Gene: PLVAP
Product: plasmalemma vesicle associated protein
Exons: 5
Coding region: 138-1205 (355 amino acids)
Biological process (GO): positive regulation of cellular extravasation; regulation of vascular permeability
Cellular component (GO): caveola
Source: RefSeq, a predicted model, not a curated record